This is a messenger RNA of Daucus carota subsp. sativus, 1143 nucleotides long. Its product is annotated as protein PGR. The coding region runs from base 88 to 951 and encodes 287 amino acids. Gene Ontology annotation, cellular component: membrane. The transcript has 5 exons. The record is from RefSeq and is a predicted model, not a curated record. Lineage: Eukaryota; Viridiplantae; Streptophyta; Magnoliopsida; Apiales; Apiaceae.
UUUAGAAUCUUCAGUCCAUACAUGUGUUCUAACUCAGCAGCGGCGACUACUUGAACACAACUCCGGCGAAUCUCCGGCGACUCGAGAAUGGAAAUUCCGAUAACUCAACCGGUGAUAGCAGUGUUAAUCUCGUCGGCGAUCGCCGCACGCUCCUACAAGAAGAAGUCUCUCGACCUUUCCGGCGCUCUAGCUGGCUUUCUCGUCAUGACUAUCCACUUCGCCGUCAAUUAUAGGUUUGGAGCAAUGCUGCUUGUUUUCUUCUUCACUUCCUCGAAGCUCACGAAAUUCGGAGACGAGAAGAAGCGCAAGAUUGAUCCCGAGUAUAAAGAAGGAGGACAGCGGAAUUGGCUACAAGUACUAUCUAAUGCUGGAAUUGCAAGUCUUCUAGUCAUUUUGUUCUGGGUGAUGGCCGGAUCAGAAGACAAAUGCUUAGAUUCAACAGAAUCCAAGUUUGCAACAGCUCUAAUCGGCAGCAUCAUUGGCCAUUAUUCCUGCUCAAAUGGAGACACUUGGUCAUCAGAGCUUGGGAUCUUGAGUGAUGCACAGCCUCGACUAAUUACAACCUUCAAGCCAGUUCGAAGGGGAACAAAUGGUGGAGUGACCAAAGCAGGACUCAUAGCUGCUGCAGCGGCAGGAAGCAUCAUUGGGCUGACUUUUGCUCUCAUGGGAUUUUUUACAACAAACUGUAUGUUUGAUAAAUCACUGAAUCAGCUACUGGUGAUACCACUUUCUACUCUGGCAGGACUAUCUGGGAGUGUUAUUGAUUCUUUGUUAGGGGCCACACUCCAAUUUACUGGAUUCUGUAGUGUCCGUAACAAGAUUGUCGGAAAACCAGGACCAACUGUGAAGAAAAUCUCAGGCCUAAAGAUUCUUGACAACAAUGCUGUUAAUCUUGUUUCAAUAGUUCUGACUGCAAUGUUGACGUCCUUUGCCGGCCUAUACAUUUUCUAAGAUCUUUAUAUAUUCGGCUAAACCAGAUAUCAUAGAAAGUAUCCAGUUCCUGUUAGGCUUCUUAAAAUUGAUCCGUACCAUGUAUCUUCCAAUCAUUUGACAAAAUGUUUAUGGAAUUUGAACAUGUACUCAUGGUUUGUGUUCUGGAAGAAAAACAAAAAGGAAGAAUGGAAAUCCAUUUUCAGUGCUAAA